ACCUUUGCUUCACUGCAUUCAUAGAACUACCAUCCCACAACUAUACAUUUUCUUCUUCCAAUGGCCACAGGCGCAUCAGUUUCGUCUUUGAUCGGAUCCACGGCGGUGCAUUUAGGCAGAAUUCGGGUUCUAAAAGAGGGAUUAGGACAACUUUCUCAACAGUCUAAUGAAACCGGCCCAGUUGUAUAUUGGAUGUUUAGAGAUCAACGGUUGAGAGAUAACUGGGCAUUGAUUCAUGCUGUUGAUCAAGCCAACAAACUUAAUGUUCCUGUUGCGGUUGCGUUUAAUUUGUUUGAUUCGUUUUUAGGUGCUAAAGCUCGUCAGUUGGGGUUUAUGUUAAGAGGGUUACAGCAACUUCAUCGCGAUAUCGAAGAUAAUCUUCAUAUUCCUUUCUUCUUGUUUCAGGGAGAAGCUACUGAAACUAUUCCGAGUUUUGUUGAAGAAUGUGGAGCUUCCCUUUUGGUUACCGAUUUCUCACCUUUAAGGCAAGUUCGAGGCUGGAAAGAAGAAAUAACCAAAAGGGUACCUGAUUCUGUAUCGAUUCAUGAAGUCGAUGCACAUAACAUUGUACCCAUAUGGGCGGCAUCAGACAAGUUGGAAGAUUAUGCUAGAACCAUUAGACCAAAAAUCUAUAACCAGUUUCCUGACUAUCUGACUGAAUUCCCAAUAAUAAAGCCUCGGACAAGGAAAUGGGUUGCCCCAAAUCGAGUUAUUGACUGGGAGAAUCUUAUUGAAAGUGUAGUAAGGGAAGGUGCUGAAGUUCCUGAAAUCGAUUGGUGUGAACCAGGAGAAAUUGCCGCUUUAGAAACAUUAAUGGGUAGUAAGACUGGUUUUUUAGCAACUAGAUUAGAGAACUACGCUGCAGACCGGAAUAACCCUUUUAAACCCAAAGCAACUUCUGGUCUUUCUCCGUAUUUGCAUUUUGGGCAGAUAUCAGCCCAACGUUGUGCCCUUGAGGCACGUAAACUGCGCAAAGUUUAUCCACAGGCAGUUGACAAAUUUUUGGAUGAACUGGUCGUGUGGAGGGAACUAGCUGAUAAUUUCUGCUAUUACGAGCCUCAUUAUGAUUCAUUUCAUGGUGCAUGGGAUUGGGCUCGGACAACACUUUUAGACCAUGCUUUUGACAAACGUGAACGUAUAUACACAAUUGAGCAGCUGGAGAAGGCACAAACUGCAGAUCCUCUCUGGAAUGCUUCUCAGCUAGAGAUGGUUCAUUAUGGGAAGAUGCAUGGCUAUAUGCGAAUGUAUUGGGCAAAAAAGAUUCUUGAAUGGACGAGCAGCCCGCAAGAAGCUGUAGAAAUAGCAGUCUAUUUGAAUGACAAGUAUCAUAUUGAUGGGAGAGAUCCAAACGGGUAUGCUGGUAUAAUGUGGUCAAUCUGUGGUGUACACGAUAAUGGUUUUCAAGAGCGACCCGUCUAUGGUAAGAUACGAUCCAUGACCUAUGCGGGGUGCAGCAGGAAAUUCAAUGUUGAUGGAUACAUUACUUAUGUGAAGAAGUUAGUAAGAGCUGUCAAGAAACAAAAAGAGGAAAUCUUGCUUAAUAGCAAAGCAAAACAACCCGCUAUACCCAAUUAAGUUACUGUAAUUCUUCAAAUUAAAUACUAGGCAUUCGUUUUGUUAUAGAGUAAGCAAAACUGAAAAAGGUAAAACAAAGUUCGCACAAUGCAAAAUUUGUAGUAUUGACAUACAUCUAUGAUCUAUGUACUAUGUUAUUUCAUUCUUGACCAA
This is a messenger RNA of Erigeron canadensis, 1728 nucleotides long. RefSeq names its product deoxyribodipyrimidine photo-lyase-like. Gene Ontology annotation, molecular function: deoxyribodipyrimidine photo-lyase activity. Lineage: Eukaryota; Viridiplantae; Streptophyta; Magnoliopsida; Asterales; Asteraceae. The coding region runs from base 61 to 1575 and encodes 504 amino acids. The transcript is spliced from 9 exons. The record is from RefSeq and is a predicted model, not a curated record. Gene Ontology annotation, biological process: photoreactive repair.